Molecule: messenger RNA, 2180 nt
Organism: Rosa rugosa (rugosa rose)
Lineage: Eukaryota; Viridiplantae; Streptophyta; Magnoliopsida; Rosales; Rosaceae
Product: receptor-like cytoplasmic kinase 176
Exons: 7
Coding region: 671-1573 (300 amino acids)
Biological process (GO): protein phosphorylation
Molecular function (GO): protein kinase activity; ATP binding
Source: RefSeq, a predicted model, not a curated record
CAUUUUUUUCCCAGAACUUUCUCCGUGACUAAUUUGAGCUUUUACAAAUAUUAUUCGUUACAAAAGCGUGUUAAUUUGGUCAAACACCCGCGUUAAUUUAUCUCUUCUAUUCUUCUAGAAGAGGGAUUUGCCAGGUUUCUUUUAAUUUUGUUAUAUCAUCUCACAUUUGAUGAAAACCUCCUUAGUUGAUGAACAAUUCUCUGUUGUCUUCAUCUCGGGAUUUACUUGAAGAGCGGAAUCAGCUUUCGUGCUCAGAAGCUGUCAACUUGGUUUCAGUUGUUAAUCAUACAAUUUCUUGGCGGCGGAUACCAUGAGUGGAGGGCUUCGUUCAAGCGUGAAGUCGUACCUUAAUGCGAAACGCCUCCCUUUCUCUGGGGAAAUAGAUACAGUGAAUGAGACAAAUGAGACCAUCAAUCGCAAUUUCAGUGCACUCCAAGCUGCUGUUGAUUCCGUGGAUAAGAAGAAACCGCAAGAGAAAAGCAUUGCUUCGACUUCAUAUCAGCUCAUGCCUUCAACUUCGCGGAGAGAAAGGAUCUUGCUAAAAAGAUUCCUCUUUAAUGAACUGAAAGUAGCAACCUAGAACUUUCAUCCUCAUAAUAAGCUGGGUGAAGGUGGUUUUGGUUCUGUUUUUAAGGGGUGGCUUGAUGACAAUACAUUCCCCGGUACUGGCAUGUUAAUUGCUGUGAAGAGGAUUAACCGAGAAGGUUUACAGGGUCACAAGGAAUGGUUGACAGAAAUAUACUACCUAGGAAGGCUGCGCCAUCCAAAUCUUGUGACAUUGUUGGGUUAUUGCUUCGAGGAUGAUUGCCGGCUUCUGGUGUAUGAAUUUAUGGCUGGUGGUAGCUUGGAUACUCAUCUGUAUGGAAGAGCUUCUUCCCUUCAACCACUCUCGUGGAUCCUGCGUAUGAAGAUUGCCCUUGGUGCUGCCAACUCUCUAGCAUUUAUUCACAGUGGUGAGGGAAAAGUGAUCCAUCGUGACGUCAAAAGUUCUAAUAUCUUACUGGAUUCAAACUACAGUGCCAAACUCUCUGAUUUUGGUUUUGCUAAGGAUGGACCAGCAGGUGAUAAAAGCCAUGUCUCAACAUGGGUGAUGGGGACACAUGGGUAUGCAGCUCCUGAGUAUGUUGCUACAGGUCAUUUAACCCGCAAGACUGACGUGUAUGGUUUUGGAGUUGUUAUGCUCGAAUUGUUGACUGGAAAACCAGUUCUUGACACUAGCCGGCCAACCAGGGAACGCAAUUUAGUCGAAUGGGCCAGACCUUACUUUGCUAGCAAACGCAGGGUUCUUAAAAUUUUUGAUGCUCGUAUUAAAGGCCAGUAUUCUGUGGCUGCAGCUCGUAAAGCAGCUAACCUUACAAAUCAAUGCUUAUCAACAGAACCCGAGUUGAGGCCAAACAUGAAUGAGGUGGUAAAAGCGUUGGAGCAGCUUCAGGAAUCCGGUAACAAUGAGGGUUCAGGAAUCUCUCACAACGAGCCUCGCCAAUCUCCUUAUUCCAAUUCAAACAGUGCCAAAUCAAGCUGGAGAAGCUGGAUCAGCUUCAGGUCAUCUUCUUCCCACAGCUACAUAAGAUAGUCAUGCAUGUGUUAUAUACAUUGAUUCAAAGGAAAAUGGGGCAGGAGGGAAAGAAAGUAAAGGAGACAUGGCUGUCAUGUUUAUAUUGAAAUCUAUAUCUUGUAAUUUGUACUGCUGCAUUUGAUUACUGUCCAUGAAGCGUUUUCAUUUUGUGCCUGAAGAUGAGUUUCAGUUUAAUUCUGAGGAAUUAUCGACUUGUUUCGAUCGUGCUGUACUUGGUGGAGUUUCAGCUAGUUCUGAUAAGAUGAAGACAUUAGCAUAUCAAAAGCACAAGAUUACAAGCCUGCACAAGAGAACAAGUAACAACACAGUAUGGUAGCAGAAGACAAUAUUGGAGACAACUCGUGCUCUCUCACCCAAGUACAAUUGACAGAGCUUGUUGCUACAUUGCAGACUAAGAAGACCAAAAUGACCACAUAUUGAACUGCACAUCUGACAUCUCUGUUAACUUUCACAUGUGAUCUUGAUGUCUAAUAGCAGCUAGGCUUGCUCAGAAUUGUAGUAUAAAUAUGUGUUCUUUUAUGUAAUCAUCAUCCACUUCGAUCAAGCAAAUUCCAUUUCUCCUUAAGUUCGAGGAGAAAACUUAUUGUAUUCGGCUAUAUAUAGU